GAAUGUGGCAGUAUUGAUUAGGACCAUCGCUCGUGUGGCGACAUAAUUUUUUUUCAUCUUUUCUUCAGUUUACCUUUAUCUUACACAUGCUAGCAUUCAGAAAUAAACUGAUCGACGGGAUGAAGGGUAAACAAUCAAACGACGGGGCCUCUUACAAGGAAUUUGAAUUCGCAGCUGUAGUAUGUAACAAUUCGAUUUCAAGCACGGUGGGAAAGGAUAUUCUUGCCGAGGGAGGUUCCGUUGUCGAUGCUGCGAUUGCGUCUAUGUUAACACUUGGUGUGAUAUCGCUUCAAAGUGCCGGUAUCGGAGGCGGAUGUAUCAUGAUUUACUACGAUGCAGAAUCUGGAAACGAAUAUUCUAUUGAUGGAAGGUCGAUCGCUCCUUUGGCAUUAACAAAUGGCAAAUUUUAUGUAGACAACAAGUAUGGGCAAACGUACGGGAAAUCCUCCAUCGGAAUUCCCGGCGAAAUUCUGGGAUUCUGGGAAGCUCAUAAGAUGUUUGGAAAACUACCAUGGUCACGCGUAUUUGAGCCCGCAAUUCUAGUAGCUGAAAAAGGGUUUAAAAUGACUUCGUCCACAGAAAACUGGCUGGACCUCAUGAUGCCAUUGGUGCAAGAAAACAAACGGUUGAAAAAAUUUCUCCAACGUUCGGAUGGAACAUUUAAAAGAGCUGGAGAUAUAAUAACACGGCCGACCUUAGCUGUAACUCUUCGUACAAUAGCAACAAAAGGAGCUGAUGCCUUUUAUAACGGAAGUUUGACUCAAUUGAUAUUAGAUGAUAUACACGAUGGGUUCGGAUUUCCGUCUGUGAUCGAAAAGAAAGAUUUCACUCAAUAUAGAGUUCAAAUGAAAGAAACGGUCAAGCUGCAGCUGAAUGAGAAUCUUACGCUGGUUGUACCAGGAGCGCCAUCAGGAGGACCCGUGCUCGCCUAUUUACUUGGCAUUCUUAAAGGCUAUCAAUUUAACGAUGAUGAUUUGCGUGAAAACAAAAUUUUGACAUAUCACCGAAUUAUUGAAGCGAUGAAAUUUGCAUAUUGUAAAAAAAGAAGGCUCGGAGAUACAGAUUUCUAUCCACAUAAUAUUAAGAAGAUCGUCGAUGAAAUGCUUACUGAAGAAUAUUGCGAAGAAAUAAGAAUGAAAAUUGACGAUUUCGAAACUCAUCCACAAGAAUAUUACGAAGAAAUCCUUCCACUUCCGGAAGAAUGUGGGACGGGGCAUUUGGGAAUUGUCGGUCCAGAUGGAAGUGCAAUUGCUAUGACCAGCACAAUAAAUAGAGCGUUUGGCAGCCACGUUUAUGGCGAACGAACUGGCAUCAUAUUCAAUGACCAGAUUGUGGCAUUUGUGAAUGACGGUCUUGCGGAUGCCGAUAAAUCAUAUAACAGGAUCCAACCCGGCAAAAGAUCAUUGACUUACAUUGCUCCAGCUAUUAUACUCAAUCGAAAUAUAAAAGAUACGUCCGUGAAAAUGGUAUUUGGCGGUUCUGGAGGCACAUUUCUCCUAAGUUCGGUUGCUUGGUCAAUCAUACAACAUUUGUGGUUCAACAAAAGCAUUGACGAGGCGAUCAGAUCAAAAAGGCCAACACAUCCCGGCAGGGAAGCAAAUAUAUUGUAUUUAGAAGAGAAUAUGGACGAGGAAGUAGUUCAAGGACUCAAAGAACGUGGCCAUGAUGUAAAAAUGUUAAGUGGAUACAAGUCUAACGUUCAUGCUAUUGUGAGAUUGGAUAACAAUAAACUGGCUGCUAAAGUCGACGAUAGAAGAGGAGGAUCUCCAGACGGAUAUUAGUUGUUAAAAAUAAUGUAACAUUGUGUAUCUCACGUAUAGCUUACACGCGAGAUGAGAUUGAAAUCUAAUGGUAUCUUGUAUCUAUCUACGUUUUCUCGGGGAAAAGUUUCAUAGUAGCAAUUGUAAUUAUUGGGAACUGUGAAGUAAUCAAAAGUUUUUGCGCUAACCUGUGUUUGUGUGUAAUAAAAAAAUGGGGGUUUAAAAUACAAACUAUAUUCACACAGCGACUUAAACCGUUUGAGAGCUUAAAGAAAAAUCCUAAAUUAGUUUUUAAUGGAAAUAUAUAUUAUAUAUAUAUGUCUUUUAUGUAUUGCUUUAUAUUGCUUACUUUGCAUUAA
Styela clava is the source of this 2119-nucleotide messenger RNA. RefSeq names its product glutathione hydrolase 1 proenzyme-like. Gene Ontology annotation, cellular component: plasma membrane. Gene Ontology annotation, molecular function: glutathione gamma-glutamate hydrolase. NCBI's taxonomy places the organism in Eukaryota, Metazoa, Chordata, Ascidiacea, Stolidobranchia, Styelidae. Gene Ontology annotation, biological process: glutathione catabolic process. The record is from RefSeq and is a predicted model, not a curated record.